GUAACCAUGGCGAACGGCACUAUCGACGCCUCCAAGCUGACCACGACGCUGACUACGACGCCGAAGACGAUUCCGGCACUGGACAAGCUGAGCUUCGGCAAGAACUUCACAGACCACAUGCUGCUGAUCCGCUACAACGAGGAGACUGGCUGGCAGGCACCUGAGAUCAAGCCGUACGGCCCCCUGGAGAUUGACCCGGCGGCCUUUGUGCUCAACUACUCGGUUGAGGCCUUUGAGGGCAUGAAGGCCUUUCGGUCCGCCGACGGUACAAUCAAUCUGUUCCGGCCCGAGAAGAACAUGCAGCGGCUCUCGACGUCGUCACAGCGCAUCAUGCUGCCCGAGUUCGACCACGAGCAGCUCCUGCAGUGCAUCAAGGAGCUGGUCAAGGUCGAUGAGCGCUUUGUGCCCAACGAGUACGGGUACUCGCUGUACAUCCGCCCAAACUUUAUCGGUACUGAGCCGAACCUCAAUCUGCAGUACUCGCGCGAAGCCCUGCUGUACGUAUACCUGUCACCUGUUGGUCCAUAUUUCCCGCGCACCGUGCGCCUGCUGGCCAACAGCAAGGAGGCACGUGCGUGGCCUGGUGGUGUCGGCAACUACAAGCUGGGUGGCAAUUAUGCGCCUGCCAUGCGCCCUGCAAUGGAGGCAGUGAAGGAGGGCUUCGACCAGAUUCUGUGGCUGCUCGGUGACGACCUCUAUAUUACAGAGGUGGGAACUAUGAACUUUUUUAUCUUCUGGGACAAUGAGGACGGCGACCGCGAGCUGGUGACAGCGCCUCUGGACGGAGUCAUCUUGCCUGGUGUUACCCGCGACUCGCUGCUGGAGCUGGCACGCAAAUGGGGGGAAUUCAAGGUCAGCGAGCGCCGCGUGACCAUGCCUGAGAUGAUCAAGGCGCUGGAGGAGGGACGCCUUGUGGAAGCCUUUGGCGCCGGCACUGCAUGUGUCGUGUGCAGCAUCGAGGACGUCUCGUAUGAGGGCAAGGUCUACAAGAUUCCCGUUGACCCGAACAACCCUAAGGCAGUGUUUGGCCCCCUAGCAAAGCGUCUGCAUGCCGAGCUCCUGGAUAUCCAGUAUGGAAGAGUUGCGUCGCCGUGGCUGGUACCUGUUUAAGCCAAUGCGAAUAUAUUCCACACAUACACCAGCAACACAAAUGAAUCAUAAAGCUAUACCAGAAUUACUCUGCUCGCGAUGCGAGCUCGGCUGCUAGCCAGCAUGGGUUGACACGUCGAUAAGAGUAUCACGGCGAACCGGCCAUUUGAACGUGUCGGAUGGCUGUUGGUGCAAUGGCGAUCAUGGACAUCUCCCACCUUGGUGGCCUGCUCAGCGCAGGCGCUUCAGUGCUGGUUCGUUGCUGCUAGUAGCAGAAUCGCCUGCUGCUGCACGCCUCUUGCGCGGCCUCUUUGUAGCCGGAGUGGUGCCGGAAGCAUCGGCAGCAAUGGCUGUAGAACGACAGAGCUGUUCAGGAAUACUGCCUGAAUCACAGAGUGACUGGAAAAUGAG
Messenger RNA from Linderina pennispora, 1500 nucleotides. Its product is annotated as cytosolic branched-chain-amino-acid aminotransferase. The coding region runs from base 7 to 1110 and encodes 367 amino acids. Gene Ontology annotation, biological process: branched-chain amino acid metabolic process. The record is from RefSeq and is a predicted model, not a curated record. NCBI's taxonomy places the organism in Eukaryota, Fungi, Kickxellomycota, Kickxellomycetes, Kickxellales, Kickxellaceae. Gene Ontology annotation, molecular function: branched-chain-amino-acid:2-oxoglutarate transaminase activity. The transcript has a single exon.